Austrofundulus limnaeus is the source of this 2127-nucleotide messenger RNA. RefSeq names its product cytochrome P450, family 1, subfamily B, polypeptide 1 (gene cyp1b1). NCBI's taxonomy places the organism in Eukaryota, Metazoa, Chordata, Actinopteri, Cyprinodontiformes, Rivulidae. Gene Ontology annotation, biological process: progesterone metabolic process; hormone biosynthetic process. The transcript has 2 exons. Gene Ontology annotation, molecular function: heme binding; oxidoreductase activity, acting on paired donors, with incorporation or reduction of molecular oxygen, reduced flavin or flavoprotein as one donor, and incorporation of one atom of oxygen; iron ion binding. The record is from RefSeq and is a predicted model, not a curated record. The coding region runs from base 135 to 1748 and encodes 537 amino acids.
UGCAGUCAGAACCGGUCCGGGUCAAGAUGUGAAUCAAACCUUCAGGUGUUUUUUUAUUAUUAUUAAUUAGAAUAAAUUUCAUGCUUCCGGUCUGAAUCCAGAACCUGAUCCGAACCCGCAGCACCUGGAUCAGGAUGGAUCAGACCCUGCAGGUUCCGCUGACCCCCAGGUCGGUUCUGGUGGUCMCCGCGGUCCUGCUGGUCUCCCUGUGGUUCUGGCUCCGGCGGCAGACGUCGGUUCCGGGUCUGCCGGGACCCUUCUCCUGGCCCCUGAUCGGGAACGCGGCGCAGCUCGGGAACGCGCCGCACCUGUUCUUCGCGCGCAUGGUCCGCKGGUACGGGAACGUGUUCCAGAUCCGGCUGGGCAGCCGGACCGUGGUGGUCCUGAACGGGACCGCCAUCAGGCAGGCCCUCAUCAAGCAGGGUCUGGACUUCGCGGGCAGACCGGACUUCACGUCCUUCCGGUUCGUCGCGGACGGGGACAGCAUCGCCUUCGGGACCGUGACGGACCAGUGGAAGACGCACCGGCGCGUGGCCCAGUCCACGGUCCGGAUGUUCUCCACGGGGAACCCGCGGACCAAGAGGACCUUCGAGCGGCACGUGCUGUGCGAGUUCAGGGAGAUGCUGCGGCUGUUCGUGGACCGGACCCGGACCGAGCGCUUCUUCCAGCCCAUGACGCACCUGGUGGUCUCCACGGCCAACGUCAUGAGCGCGGUCUGCUUCGGGAAGAGGUACUCCCACCAGGACGAUGAGUUCCGGGACGUGGUGGGUCGGAACUACCAGUUCACGCAGACCGUGGGGGCCGGCAGCAUCGUGGACGUCAUGCCCUGGCUCCAGUACUUCCCGAACCCCAUCAAGACCAUCUUCGAGGACUUCAAGAAGCUGAACCAGGACUUCAGCGUCUUCAUCAGGGACAAGGUCCAGGAGCACAGGAAGACCCUGGAGUCCAGCGCCAUCAGGGACAUCACGGACGCCUUCAUCGUGGCUUUGGACCAGAUCCGGGACCGGACGGAUGUCCCGGCAGCCAAGGACUACGUGACUCCGGCCAUCGGGGACAUUUUUGGCGCGAGUCAGGACACCCUGUCCACGGCCCUGCAGUGGAUCGUCCUGAUCCUGGUCAAGUUUCCUCAGAUCCAGGAGCGUCUCCAGCAGGAGGUGGACAAGGUGGUGGACAGGAAGCGCCUCCCGUCCAUCGAGGACAUGUCCCGGCUGCCUUACGUCACGGCCUUCAUCUACGAGAUGAUGCGUUUCACCAGCUUCAUCCCCCUCACCAUCCCCCACUCCACCAUCACUGACACCUCCGUCAUGGGCUACGCCAUCCCCAAGAACACCGUCAUCUUCAUCAACCAGUGGUCCAUCAACCACGACCCGGACGUGUGGUCCAACCCGGAGAUCUUCGACCCCGAGCGGUUCCUGGACCCUCAGGGGUCCCUGGACAAGGACCUGACCAGCAGCGUCCUCAUCUUCUCCCUGGGGAGGCGGCGCUGCAUCGGCGAGGAGCUGUCCAAGCUGCAGCUGUUCCUCUUCACGGCCCUGCUGGCCCACCAGUGCCGCAUCGCGCCYGACCCCAGCAGGACCCCGACCCUGGACUACAGCUACGGCCUGACCCUGAAACCCCACGCCUUCUCCAUCGCGGUGUCUCUACGCGAAGACAUGAGGCUGCUGGACGAGGCCGCGUCCUCCGAGGAGCAGAGAGACGGUCGGACUCAGAGCGAAAAACCGGAGGAAAACUCAAAAGAUGAAGGUUGAAGAAACUUCGGCUCGUGUUUGUGGCUGGACUGAACGGCUUAACGUUCUGUAAUCAGUUUCUCUGGAAAAUUACUUUUUUUUUCACUUUAUUAAGCUUCUUUAACCUUUCUGUUGCAAUGUUGAACUCAUAAAACAUAUGUYACUGUGAUGCUACAAACUGUUAGCAUUAGUAAAUGGGUGCAGCACCCAUUUACUCCCAUCAUACUCUAACAAACAUUUUAAUAAACAUAACUCAGGAAAGUGACUUAGAUAUUUUAGCUAUAAAUACUUUUAAAAGUUUAAUAUAUAUGCUUUAUAGAUGCUGUUUUUAGAGACUCAAAUUGACGUUUUUUAUAUAUUUUUUGCUUUAAAACAGGGGUGGGCAAUCCUGGAGGGCCGC